AUGCUUGCAUCUCUCAUGUGCAACCCCUUUCUCAUGUGCAACCCCUUUCUCAUGUGCAACCCCUUUCUCAUGUGCAACCCCUUUCUCAUGUGCAACCCCUUUCUCCUGUGCAACCCCUUUCUCAUGUGCAACCCCUUUCUCAUGUGCAACCCCUUUCUCAUGUGCAACCCCUUUCUCAUGUGCAACCCCUUUCUCGUGUGCAACCCCUUUCUCAUGUGCAACCCCUUUCCCAUGUGCAACCCCUUUCCCAUGUACAAGCCUCACUCCUUCCCUCUUUUCCUACUUCCCUACUUCCCCUCUCUUCCCCAUUCCCCGCUUUCCUUCCCUCCCUCCAUCCCUCCUCCUUUCCUCCCGUCCUGUGCAGUGUGGCCCGAGCCCUGCUACAUGACUAUCAGCAGCACCUCGGGAAUCCCAGGGGGGGCAUCAGGCGGCCCGUCUCCCACCAAUCCCACAGCACCUGGUGGGGCGGGUCAGUUCGGAGUACCUGUGGGUGCCACAGUGUGCUUGUUGACAGGGGCACAGGUGCUAGCAGAGAGGUCGAUUGAUCAGCUGAGCAAGUGGGAGUGCCUCCUGGUGCUGCUGUGUAUGGGGCUUGCUGUGAAGCUGAUGAUCUUUGUGCUGUUGGUGAGGCUGCAGCGUGCCAAGCACAAGUGA
This is a messenger RNA of Closterium sp. Naga37s-1, 654 nucleotides long. Lineage: Eukaryota; Viridiplantae; Streptophyta; Zygnematophyceae; Desmidiales; Closteriaceae. The record is from the annotation of a GenBank genome assembly.